Messenger RNA from Spinacia oleracea (spinach), 2125 nucleotides. Its product is annotated as pectinesterase-like. The record is from RefSeq and is a predicted model, not a curated record. Gene Ontology annotation, molecular function: enzyme inhibitor activity; pectinesterase activity. The coding region runs from base 136 to 1902 and encodes 588 amino acids. NCBI's taxonomy places the organism in Eukaryota, Viridiplantae, Streptophyta, Magnoliopsida, Caryophyllales, Amaranthaceae. The transcript has 2 exons. Gene Ontology annotation, biological process: cell wall modification.
UCAAUCAUCAUUUCAAAGCCUACUUGGGGCUUCCUCAAAUUUCAAUAAGAAAUAAAAAAAUAAUAAUCUGAGCCCCAGCAGCUCUACUAAUAAUACACAAAAAACAAAAAGAAAAAAAAAUAAAAAGUUGAAAAAAUGGCAAAGAGCCCUAUUGUUAUAGCUAUCUCGGCAAUAUGUGUGGUGGCAUGCGUGGCGGCUGUGACAAUUGGUGUGUCUAAGUUCGGGCAAAAUGAUAACGACAAAGCGUCUCCAAAAGGUGGCGAUGAUCACAAGAUUGCCUCUGGUACAAAGGCAGUCCAAAGCAUUUGUCAACCAACACGUUACAAGCAAGCUUGUGAGAGCACGUUGACAAAUUCUGCAGGUAACACCACUGACCCGAAGCAGCUGGUCCAGGCAGCAUUUAGGGUGGCUAAGGAUGAAAUAACCAAAGCAUUGGAGAAAUCCAACACUAUCAAGGCUGCUAAGGAUGAUCCUCGUGCCGCCGAGGGUUUGGAGAUAUGUAAGGAAGUCGUUGGUUAUGCCAUUAAUGAUCUUGAUAGAACCAUAGAUUCUAUGGGUGCCUUCACUAUGGAAAAUGUGGAUGACUUCCUUGAGGAUUUAAGGAUUUGGAUUGGCGGUGCCAUUACUUAUCAAGAAGUUUGUUUCGAGGCGUUUGAGAAUUGUACCACUGAUGCAGGCACUAAGAUGCGCAGCUUCUUCAAUGUGUCACGUGAGCUUAGCAGCAAUGCAUUGAACAUCAUCACUGAGGCCAAGUCUAUGCUUCAAUACCUUGACAUUCCCGGGCUUGACCUUAGUGCACUCGGUAAUAAUGCUGGUAGUGGUGCUGCUUCUGCUGCUAACAGACGUCUCCUUAAGGAAGGAAAGGGUGUGUGGGUUGCUGGUGAGAUGCCAGCUUGGGUCAACGACCCAAAACGCAAAAUCAUGGAUGUCCCUGUUUCUCAAAUCAAGCCUGACGCUACUGUUGCUCAGGAUGGUUCAGGGCAGUACAAGACCAUUGGAGAAGCCGUAGGAAAGGUUCCAUUGAACAACCCUACACCCUUCAUCAUAUACAUUAAGGCUGGUACUUACAAGGAGUAUGUACUCAUCGAGAAGAAGCAUACAAAUGUCGUUUUGGUCGGUGAUGGACCUACCAAGACUAUCAUCACCGGGAGCAAGAGCUUUGCUGAUGGUAUUCAAACUUUCAAGACCUCCACCGUCGGUGCUGUUGGAGAUGGGUUCAUGGCUAGGGACAUAACAUUUGAGAACACUGCAGGACCCGAUGGACACCAAGCCGUAGCCCUAAGGGUGGUGAGUGAUUUCGCCGUCCUAUACAACUGUCACAUUGUGGGAAACCAAGACACAUUGUACGCGGUGAGAGGGCGUCAAUUCUACAGGGACUGCACUGUGUCAGGAACAAUCGAUUUCAUCUUCGGUGAUGCACAAGCUGUGUUCCAAAACUGCAAGUUGUUCGUAAGGAAGCCAGGACCUGACCAACAAUGCAUGGUAACAGCCCAAGGAAGAACUGAAGAGAAAGGACCAGGAGCAUUUGUGUUUGAAGGUUGUACCGUAUCUGGUGAGCCUGACUACAAGGCCGUUAAAGAUCAGUUCCCAGCUUUCUUGGGACGUCCAUGGAAGGAAUACUCUCGAACCAUCUUCAUGUACUCUAAUAUUGAUGACUCCAUAGCUCCUCAAGGAUGGACAGAAUGGAGAGGUACCUUUGCACUAGACACAUUGUUUUAUGCCGAGUACCAAAACAAGGGCACAGGUGCUGAUACAACUAAGAGAGUUAAAUGGGCUGGGCUUAAGACUUUGACUGCACAACAAGCUGAUGGUUUUACUCCAGCUAAGUUGUUUGUUAAUGGUGAUAAAUGGAUCCCUCAAUCUGGUGUGCCAUAUGCUGCUGGAACUUUUUCUGCUGUAUAAACUCAUUAUUCUAUUAGAGGGGAUAAACAAUUUAAAUAAAUAUGUUGCAAGAUGAGAAAUUCUUUGUAACUAUACAAAAAAAAAUAAAGAAGUAGAGCUCUUUUUAAAAUCAUUUAUAAAUCGGAAAUUUAAUUUGUUGAAUUGUAGCGUACUCCGUAUUUUCUUUUGAAUAACAAAUAAUUAUUAAUUUAUUUAUAUUAUUAUAAUAUAUAAUCAUUCUCUA